AUGGGUGAGUCAAAAUCUUUGAUGCUAUGCAAUGAGGAAAUGCUUCAGCUAACUUCUGAUUCCGACUUAAAUUUUAAGGUUUUGAAUGCUAUUGAUUUUCUUGAAAAGAAAUAUACUCCACAAGGCACAUAUGCAAAAUACAGUUUAGAUGCCUACAAGCACAUGCCAGUGCACACAUUGAAUGUAGAAGGGAAAGAAAUUUUGUUUUUAGUAGAUUCUGGUGCAGGAAACUCUGUGAUCAAAUUACAUGAGUUGAGUGAGAUGCCAGAAAUGAGUGGUAGAUCCCUGAAUUCAGUUGGAGCGUCUGGGAUUAUCGUGAAAGAAAAAUUUACAGCACCCUUAAGGUGUGUUGAGAAUAACCAACAGUCAUUCACAUUUUCUUUUCUGCUUUCUGAAUGCUGCCCGAUUAAUUUGAUGGGCAGGGAUUUGAUCUGCAAAUUGGGAAUAAACCUAAUUAGCACCCCAAACGGAUUAAAAGUGUGUAGAAGUCAAAUAGGUGAAUUUCAGGGCGUUAAGUGGGACCCCAGACCUCUGUUGUAUGUGUAUGAGUGGGAACUCAGCACCUCUUCUGUGAAUUCAGUGAAUCAAGCACUCUUGGAUAAGGCCUAUGAUGUUACUAACCCUACACGCACACAAUACAUGAACACACAUGAUCUGCACUGCACAGCACACACACACACAGGGCCUGAUGUAGUUUAUGAACAAGAGUGGUUUGAAAUGCAGCCAAAAGCUGAUGUGUUGUUACUGACAAAGUUGUAUUGGGAUAAUUACAGAUGUACUGCAGAAGUGAAUCUUUCUAGUAUAAAUGUGAAGCCGGGGAAGGCCCAUCCGUUCACUAUAGAGAAUUCACACCCACAUGUGUCUUUAUCAAAAGGUGAAACAGAGAAAUGGGAAGAUUUAGGGAUGUGGACAUUAAAAUGUGUGAAAGCUGAUGAUUGGAAACCCAGUUCAGAUCCCACAGUGUUGUACAGCGAGAAAACUAAAUCCUAUUGCAUGCACUUGAAUUGGAUGGCUUUUGUUGACAGAACAGUUGAGAUAAUGCCACAGGCAGACACAGAUGUACUGAAAACAAUGUGGCAGAUGACACACAUUUCUGGGGAAGAUCCCCGAUUACAAGCAGUUCCUAGAGAACUUUGGGCAACAGGGAAAUAUGAUGUAGGUCUGAUCAAAAAUUGUGCACCGGUGCAGAUAACACCUAAAUCGGAUUACAGACCUUGCAAAACUCAGUACCCCUUAAAGCCAGAGGCUAUUAGGGGUAUCACACCAGUGUUUAAUUCACUGCUUGAAUCUGGAGUGAUUGUGCCAUGUGAAACCUCCCCAGUGAGAACACCUAUUUUUCCAGUGAGGAAACCUAGGCCUCUGGGUGAACCAGAGGAGUGGCGUUUUGUCCAAGAUUUGCAAGUAGUGAAUGAUGCAGUAAUUCCAAGAGCUCCAAAUGUGCCAAACCCUCACACAAUCUUGUCUCAGAUUCCACCAGAAAGCAAGUGGUUUUCUGUGGUAGACUUAGCUAAUGCUUUUUUCAGUGUACCAGUUCAUCCAGACAGCCAGUUUUGGUUUGCGUUUUCUUUCAAUGGAAAGCCGUACACUUUUACCAGAUUGUGUCAGGGAUUUUGCGAAUCUCCAACUAUUUACAAUGAAGCUCUUAAAAACAGUCUUGAAUCUCUGACGCUGACCCCAGGGUCAGCAAUUCUUCAAUAUAUGGACGACUGCAUGAUUGCAGCGCCAUCUAAAGAGCAAUGUGAAAAAGACACUAUUGCGUUACUUUGUCAUCUAGCGGAGGAAGGUCACUUCUCUGCUAAAUUGGAUCCAGUAGCGGCAGGCCUGCCAAUGUGUUUAAGAGCAGUAGCAGCAGCUGAGAAAGCGGUUAAUGCUUCUAGAGAUAUUGUGGGAUACAGUGAACUAACUCUUUUGGUCCCACAUGCAGUGUCGCUUCUUCUUCUUGAACAGAAAACAGCACAUAUGUCUGCGGCACGUUGGCUGCGAUAUCACACUAUUUUGCUUGACAUGCCAAAUGUGAAAGUAAAACGCUGUACUGUGUUAAACCCUGCAACUCUUCUCCCUACAGAAGCAGAUGGAGAACCACACAAUUGUGUUGCGGUUGUAAAUGAAAUUUGCAGUCCUAGGUCUGAUUUGCAGGAAACGCCUUUGCAGAAUCCAGAUCUUGAGUUUUUUGUGGAUGGAUCAGCCUUCAGAGAUCAGAAAACAGGCCGCAACUGCGUGGGGUAUGCAGUAGUGACACAACAUGAAACGGUUAAAGCAGAAUCAUUACCAGAGCAUCUCUCUGCGCAGGCAGCCGAAUUGGUUGCUUUAACAACAGCAUGCAGGUUAGCAAGAGACAAAACUGUCACCAUUUAUACUGACAGUAGAUAUGCAUUUGGGGUAGUACAUGAUUUUGGUACAUUGUGGAAAAACAGAGGUUUCCUGACCUCUUCAGGUAAAGCAAUCACGCACAAUGGCCUGAUUUCUGAACUCCUGGAUGCAAUCCUGUUGCCAAAAUCUAUUGCCAUAUGUAAGUGUGAAGCACACACUGGGAAACAUGACCCCAUUUCACAGGGCAAUGCGCAAGCAGAUGCAGCAGCAAAAUCAGCUGCGCAGAAACUGAUUUUUUCGUCAGAGAACGACGAAACUUUGUGUAUGUUGCAAAUAUGUACUCCCACAGCAGAUCUCAAAAAUCUUCAAUCACAGUCUACAGCCCAAGAAAGAGCCACAUGGAGGAAAGCAGGAGGUGUGGUAAGAGAUGGGGUUUGGUACGGCCCUGAUGACAAGCCAUGUUUGCCAAAGAAAUUGUUUCAAUUCUAUGCUAAAUUGGCGCAUGGCCAAGACCAUGCGUCAAAAGGGGGGAUGUAUAACAGUGUCUCCAGAUACUGGCACACUAAGGGCUUUGCAAACUAUUCCCAGAAGUUUUGUGAGAAAUGUAUAGUGUGUGCAACAAACAACAUUGGCCGAGGCGUUAAAGUCUCCCAGAGCGCCCAUCCUCCGCCACAGCGACCAUUUGAACACCUUCAGAUGGACUUUAUUGAACUGACACCCAGUGAAGGCAAAAAAUACUGUUUGGUGAUAGUGGACAUGUUCUCUAAGUGGGUGGAAGCUUUCCCCACUUCCAAACAGGAUGCAAGUGCAGUAGCUAAAGCACUCCUGUCUGAAAUUAUUCCUCGUUGGGGAAUCCCUGACAAAAUCAGUAGUGACAAUGGGACUCCAUUUGUAAACCAAGCACUUCGACGGGUGGGAGAGUACUUGGGUAUAGAUCUCAGACAACACUGUGCGUACCACCCUGCCAGCGGAGGGGCGGUGGAGCGAGAAAAUGGUACGCUAAAGAAUAAAUUGGCCAAGUGCUGUGAUGAAACAGGUCUAUCAUGGGUAAAGGCCCUUCCCAUUGUGUUAUUAUACAUGAGAACGAGAACUAGAGGGAGAGUGAAUUUAAGCCCAUUUGAGAUACUGUUUGGCAGACCCCCAAAUACAGGAAUUGAGCCUGGACACACACCCAGAUUAACCACAAGCCAAUGUGAAGAUGAAAUGCUGUGUUAUUGUGCAAACUUGUCCUCUGUUUUGUCUCAAAUCCAUAAGCAGGUGAAGGAAGCACUGCCUAAGGUGACGCAAACAGAUCUGCACAGUCUCAAACCAGGUGACUGGGUGGUGGUGAAGGAUUUCAGGAGGAAAAGCUGGAGAGCCAGGCGGUGGCUGGGACCAUUUCAGGUACUUCUGACCACGCAGACUGCGGUGAAGGUUGCAGAGAGAGCAACGUGGAUUCACGUUAGCCAUUGUAAGCGGGUUCCUGAGCCAGAGGAAAAACCAACACCCGACAGCUGCAAAGAGGAAUGAGAAGGGGCAUCAGGGCACACGGUGACGUGCUAGUAACCUCUCCCGUGAGCUCCAACUGACUUUCCACGACGCGUAUAGUGUCUGAGUCAGAAGAAAACCCUGAUACAACGCAGCAGCCGACACCGAGAAGGAGCAGCGUCAUCUGAAGGAGUAACAUCGACACACACACACACAUAUGAAUGUAAACACAAA
Molecule: messenger RNA, 4011 nt
Organism: Tachysurus fulvidraco (yellow catfish)
Lineage: Eukaryota; Metazoa; Chordata; Actinopteri; Siluriformes; Bagridae
Exons: 2
Coding region: 1-3819 (1272 amino acids)
Biological process (GO): proteolysis; DNA integration
Molecular function (GO): nucleic acid binding; aspartic-type endopeptidase activity; RNA-DNA hybrid ribonuclease activity
Source: RefSeq, a predicted model, not a curated record